Messenger RNA from Platichthys flesus (European flounder), 2847 nucleotides. RefSeq lists its product as uncharacterized. The transcript has 16 exons. The coding region runs from base 93 to 2270 and encodes 725 amino acids. Lineage: Eukaryota; Metazoa; Chordata; Actinopteri; Pleuronectiformes; Pleuronectidae. The record is from RefSeq and is a predicted model, not a curated record.
CUGUUAAAGGUUGUGUGUCAGUGGGGCAGGAGGGAAACACAUACUCACAGAAUGCAGAGCUGCGAUGGGACAACAGGAGCAUUAGACAAGGCAUGAAGUACCAGAAGGGUUCACGGGGAGUGCACAGCCUUCAGGUCAAUGUGGGGUUGGAGAAAGUUUCUCCUGGACCCUGUCCCUCACACACACUGCUGGCCAAAGUCCAAACCAACCUCAGGGAUCGGCUGGAGCACACAGUGCUGCUGGGCCUCUGCCCCUCCCAACCUACUCUUUCGUGGUCAGGAUCCCACAGAGUGAACUCAGGAGAGGAGCUGUUUUACACACAGUCUCGCCUCUCUGUGACGGGGCGUCCCCACCAGUGCAGCCUCACCCUCUCCCUCAUCAACUCCUCCACCACUCAGGGCACCAACAUGUCUCUUUACUCUGAGUCUAAAAUAGGUAACUGGAGUGUGGAAGUGGGAGGAAGCGCCCUUUCGUGGCCCCAGGGGUCCAGUCUCCAGGUGCAGGCCAGUCUGGACGGCGCUGAGAGGAUCUGGCUGAACGGGACGGCAGAGGGACGAUGUCUUCAGACCACAGCUGGACACACCAACGGUCCAGGCCUCUGUGAAGACGUCACUGUGAUGGCGUGUGUGGGAACCAAUCACAGUUUGAUGGUGGAUGUACAGAAUAGAGACAGUUGCAGUAAAUCUGAAACUCUGGGUCGUGUGUCUGUGGGAACAGCCAAUCAGAAGCUGAUUCUGAGAGCUAGUGGCUGUUUGGAGAGUCUCACUGCAGUGGAGGCACGGAUUGACUAUUUGAGCUCUCAGAUGUGGAAAAAACUGUCAGAGAGAAUCAGGACGUUGCAGCAUCUUCUCACUGAAUUCAGACGACAGUCCAGAGACAGCAAGUUGCUCCACGAGUUGAGCGCCAUGCUCCUUGAUGUUUCCCAGCGAGCCGAGGGGCUGCUGGGUCAGAGAGACAAAGGUUUGGUGGCUCUGUGGCAGAAGAGCCGCCUUCGUCACGCCGCCACCAACAGCGUUCCUCGCCUCCUGAUUCUCCUGCAGCACGCCUCGCAAAUGGGACAACAGGAACUGAGAAGGCCCCUGGCUACUCUGGCAGGUGUGUACCAGGACGUGAACGGCCAUCAGCUGGAGACCCUGUGGAGGGAGACUGUUUCGUUGUGUAACGAGAGGCUGGCGGAGGUCGUGGAGGCUCUGCUGGGGAACCCUCAGCUGAGGCCUCUGGCUCAUGCGGGUGCCGCCAUGUUCAGCGUUGCCCUGGAUGUGGCAGGACAGCACACCUAUCACUGGAUGGAGACCAGGAUGGCCACGGCUCUGUCUGGAGUCAGGAAACGUCUGGCCUCUGUCUACAAACUCUCCCCCAGUGAGUGUUCGGUGACUCUGUCCGUGGCGCUGCCUCCUCUCCCCCAGUCGAAGUUACCGCUGGCCGGACUGGUGGAGGUUCUUCUAGAGGAGUGGCUCCUGAGGCCGCUGCAGACCCUCGCCGCCAUCAGACCCACCGCCGAGUUUUACCACCUCAAGAGGAAGAUCAUGGACAGCCCCUUUAAACACCAAGCUUUGCUGGUUGCGGAUCAGUUUGUGAUGACGUUUGAUGGCCAUCUGUAUGAGCUGCCACGUUCGCGUCCACUGCUCCUCGCCCAAGACGUUAGCGCUGACCCUUCGUUCACACUGCUGCUUGGCUCAGACUCACAGAGCUUCCUCCUGAUAGAGAUGAAUAACAGCAGCAUCAACGUGCAGCACAAUGGACAAGUGAGGGCCGACUGCAUCCACGCUAUAACACACACGUUCCACAGUGAUAGUGGAGUGUCGGUCAGAAGAGGCUCAAGCAUCGUGCAGGUGGCCAAUCGGAACGGAGUGUCAGUAUCUUGUGACCCGUCGCUUGAGUUGUGCAGCUUCACUCUAGAUGGAUGGUUACACGGCACGUCCACUGGUCUGUUAGGAAUCAAUGACAAUGAAGCAGGCAACGAUUUCCCUGUACCUGAUGGAUCUCAAGCUGAAAACCUGGACAGCUUCCUCUAUAGUUGGCAGAUGAAACCAGAGCGUAUCAGGCCUCCAGCUCCAGCAGCCACGAGCCCUGUGAGCUGUGACUCUCUGUUCUCCUCUCCCGACUCUCCACUGAGUUCCUGUUUCAGAGUGGUGGACCCUGCUCAGUUCUUGUCAGUGUGCGAGUCCAGCUCCUCGGGGGCCCCCUGCAGAUUAGCAUCGGCGUUUGUUCAUCUCUGCCAGCAGAACUACAUCCCGCUGGAGGUCCCUGUCCAGUGCUUGAAAGUAUGAAGGAAGGCGAGGCCUUUGAGAAGCAAGGAUGAGUGAUUUACCACACAGUUAGCUGCAUCAAUUGCACUUCUGUCCGUCCUGGGAGAGGGAUCCCUCACAUGUGGCUCUCUCUGAGGUUUCUACGUAUUUUUACCCUGUUAAAAGGGUCUUUAGUAGUUUUUCCUUACUCUUGCUGAUGGUUAAGGACAGAGGAUGUCACACCCUGUUAAAGCCCUAUGAGAUGAAUUGUUAUUUGUGAAUAUGGGCUAUACAAAUAAAAUUUGAUUAAUUGAUUUGAUUAAGCAACACUGACCAAUGGUUAUGUUACUUUUAAGUAUAUAUUUUUUUAUCAUGCAAUGUCGUACCCUAUCGUUUAGUUUCACAAUAUUUUAAAUCCUGUAAUGUACACUUUUGUCCUGUCUAAAUUAUGUAAUGUUGAACAAUCUAACUAUAACAAGUAGAUUUUUUAUAAUCACUGAUGCAAACAAACAAACCCUGAAGAUAUUUCCAAUAGUUAAACUCAGUAACUAAUCCUAACAGCCGAACUUUGAUCACAAAGACAUUGACAAAUAUUAUUUUCAGUAUGAUGAUGUGCAUU